AUGUGUGGACUUUCUAUGAACCACGAGAAAAAAGAGCCAGCGCUAGACGAAGAAAUUUCCAAAAUGCACAUAGCCAGCCAGUCCAGCGACGAAAGCGACGAAGACUCGGACUUUGUGCCAGUCGGAUUUGAUUACGACGGAUUUAACACGAUGGCAGCGGGCAUUCUCCACUUGGAAAAGCCCGAGGCCCCGGAAAAGACAGAGGAAAGCAUGCUUUCGUACGAGUCUUUGCUGGCAAGAAUAGAAAAGCAUUUGAAGUCCUCGGACGUUGAAAUAGAAAGCAAGAUCAAAAUACCUAUUUCCAUACGAAGAGACGGGGCCACAAAAACGUCCCUGAACAUAACCGAAAUAUGUAGAGUCAUUUGCAGGGACGUGGCGCAUCUCAGGCAGUUUAUAGAGGUAGAGCUGUCCGUGAACUGCUCAAUAGACGGAGAGGAGCGGCUGGUCAUCAAGGGAAUAUUCCCAGAGACGCAGCUCCAGAAAAUCGUCAGGAACUACAUAAAGCAGUACGUCUCGUGCGGCAUAUGCGGGUCCCUAGAAACGACUUUAGAGAAGGAGGACAAGCUGCUUUUUAAGAAGUGCACAACGUGCAACGCUUCGCAGUCUGUCAACGCAAUUCAGCAGGGAUACAAAGCACUCACCACAAAAAGGUCUGUAUUGCGGAGAAAGGCCGCAGAAUAA
Messenger RNA from Nematocida major, 681 nucleotides. RefSeq names its product translation initiation factor 2 subunit 2. Bases 1 to 681 code for a protein of 226 amino acids. NCBI's taxonomy places the organism in Eukaryota, Fungi, Microsporidia. The record is from RefSeq and is a predicted model, not a curated record. Gene Ontology annotation, cellular component: eukaryotic translation initiation factor 2 complex. Gene Ontology annotation, biological process: translational initiation; formation of translation preinitiation complex; formation of cytoplasmic translation initiation complex. Gene Ontology annotation, molecular function: translation initiation factor binding; translation initiation factor activity; mRNA binding. The transcript has a single exon.